CUGUGGUGUGUAGCCUUCUCUCUGUCUCAGUGACUUGUUUCUUUUUCCCUUACAGAUCCUCCUAGAGGACAAUGGCUGCAGAUAACGUCUCCUCUGUGACAGAGUUUGUCCUUGCAGGCUUAACAGAUGAGCCAGAACUCCAGAUGCCCCUCUUCUUUCUGUUUCUAGGUUUCUAUGUGGUCACGGUGGUGGGGAACCUGGGCCUGAUAACCCUGAUUGGGCUGAAUUCUCACCUUCAUAUUCCCAUGUACUUUUUCCUCCUCAACUUGUCCUUCAUAGAUUUUAGUUAUUCCACUACUCUCACCCCUAAAAUGCUCAUGGGUUUUGUCUCAAAGAGAAAUACCAUUUCCUAUGCAGGGUGUAUGACUCAGUUUUUUUUUUUCUGCUUCUUUGUCUUUUCUGAAUCCUACAUCUUGUCGGCGAUGGCAUAUGACCGUUAUGUCGCCAUCUGUAAACCACUGCUGUACACAGUCACCAUGUCUCCUCAGGUGUGUUUCCUCCUUUUGUUGGGUGUUUAUGGGAUGGGGGUGUUUGGGGCUGUGGCCCAUAUGGGAAACCUAAUGUUUAUAACCUUUUGUGCUGACAACCUUGUCAAUCACUAUAUGUGCGAUAUCAUUCCCCUCCUUGAGCUCUCCUGCAAUAGCUCGUAUAUAAAUUUGCUGGUGGUCUUUAUUGUUGUGACCAUCGGCAUUGGGGUGCCCAUUGUGACCAUUUUCAUCUCUUAUGGUUUCAUUCUUUCUAGUAUUCUCCAUAUUAGUUCUACUGAGGGCAGAUCCAAAGCCUUCAGUACCUGCAGUUCCCAUAUAAUUGUGGUAUCUCUUUUCUUUGGAUCUGGAGCUUUUAUGUACCUCAAACCACCUUCUAUUUUACCCCUUGACCAGGGGAAGGUGUCUUCUGUAUUCUACACUGCUGUGGUGCCCAUGUUCAACCCAUUAAUCUAUAGUCUGAGGAACAAGGAUGUCAAAAUUGCCCUGAAGAGAACCUUAGGCAGAAAAAUCUUCUCUUGA
This is a messenger RNA of Neogale vison (American mink), 1007 nucleotides long. RefSeq names its product olfactory receptor 8B12-like. Gene Ontology annotation, molecular function: olfactory receptor activity; G protein-coupled receptor activity; odorant binding. The record is from RefSeq and is a predicted model, not a curated record. The transcript has a single exon. Gene Ontology annotation, biological process: sensory perception of smell; G protein-coupled receptor signaling pathway. Gene Ontology annotation, cellular component: membrane. Bases 72 to 1007 code for a protein of 311 amino acids. Lineage: Eukaryota; Metazoa; Chordata; Mammalia; Carnivora; Mustelidae.